Molecule: messenger RNA, 3795 nt
Organism: Besnoitia besnoiti
Lineage: Eukaryota; Apicomplexa; Conoidasida; Eucoccidiorida; Sarcocystidae
Exons: 1
Coding region: 1-3795 (1264 amino acids)
Biological process (GO): histidyl-tRNA aminoacylation
Cellular component (GO): cytoplasm
Molecular function (GO): histidine-tRNA ligase activity
Source: RefSeq, a predicted model, not a curated record
AUGGUUCUGCUUAUCUUUCUUGCCUUUCUGUCACUCUGGGGCGGUCUAGCUGCUGCAGAGCGCCGCCAGUGGAGUGGAAUGGCGGGCCGCGGGUGGGGAUCCGCCUGCCUGCUCUCUGCGGUGAGAGCAAUGGGCAAAGAUGCUCUCUGUCUGUCUGCCGCAGAGUUCGCGCCAUUUCCACUGAGUCCGCUCCUGAGGAGGCCUCAGCCGGCAGGCCAGGCGCCGCUGCGCGAUGUGCCGCUGCUUCACGCUUGCGGCGGCAGACAGCGGAAGCUAGCUGCAGCUACGCCUCGGGCGAGACAUGGCGGGCGUCGCAGCAGAGACUGGCUCGCUUGCUGCCAGGGAGGGAGCGACUCGCGCGCGAGCGAGGCAGGGACAGGGUUUUCUUCAGGCGGGGUCCGGCGGCCUCGGUCAGGGUGGAACGAUCGCUCAGGAUUCCUGCAAAGCCGGCCGGCGUUUCUCUCGAGGACUCUUCCCCCGCGUCUGCCCGCUCGGAACGCCUCCAGCUUCUCAUGGUCGCGUAGCGCGAAACGCGAUACGUGUGCAUCGGGAACUCGACCGAGUUCCCGAUGCGCGCAAUUCCGCAAGUGGCUUACGCACCCCUCUCUCAGCUUCGCGAGCCGCCUCCUGGGGUCGUCCCCUGCCCCCUCAGACACAUGGAGGCGCCCGUUUGGGUGGCGCCGAGACGCUGUGGCGUUUUCGAGGGGCGAUUCUCUCCCUCCAGCUUCGCGGUCUGCUUCCUCCGUGUCUUCUUCCCGCUUCAAUCCCGUCCGCGGCAGCCAAGAUCUCCCUCCGCUGCUGUGGCGGCUCCACCAUUGGCUUUUCUCGCGAUGGCGAGAGACCGCCACUUCGUUCGGAUUUCAGGAAUUCUCCACGCCGGUUGUGGAGCACGCGGAGCUGUACGUCCACCCUGCGGGCGAGCCCCGCAGUCGCCGCCUGGAGGGCGCGUGCGACGCCGAAGGAGACGCCCGGAAAGGGUGGGACGUCGGUUUCGCCCGCAACUCCGCCGGACCGCGUUCAGCAGCAGAGUCGCUCGAGCCUGGAGGAGAGGCAAAUGGUGAGGAGAUGCACUCCUCCGCUCGGGGGGGCGCCUCUCAGGGCCACGGCGCGCCCGUGGCGGGGGGGAGCCUGGGCGGCUCCGGUGCCGCCUCAGACUCCGCAGCAGAGCGGCAGACGCGAAGCGCGCAGGGCGCGUCACGCGAAUGCUGCGUGGGCAAUGUCCCUCCGCAUCUGUAUCUGUUCAGAGACCAGAGCGCGAGGGUCCUCGCGCUUCGGCCGGAACUCACGCCGUCUCUGUGUCGCCUGCUGCUGCGCCUCUACCACGCGAAGCCGGGGCGGGAGGCGAGCAGCCUGCCGCGCGACGAGGAGGGAGCCUCGCAGGAGGGCGAGAAGGCCGGAGGCGAGCCGCAACGAGGCGGCUGCGCCCUGGCGACCCUCGAGCGCCUCGUCGCCUCGCCAACCCUGCCUGUGCGGUGGACGUCGAUUGCAGACUGCUGGCGCUACGAGCGCAUGGCGCGCGGCCGCCGCAGGCAGCACUGGCAGUGGAAUCUAGAUAUCGUGACGGGGCCGAGCGACGCGGCAGACAACUUUUGGAAGGCCGGCCAGGAAGAGCCGCGAGCGACUGACCGACAGGUCGGAACCGACGGCGAAGGCAGACGAGAAGGGGGGGCAGACCUCGAGAAACCACGUCUUCCCGAUGUGCGCCCCGAAGCAGAAGUUCUCGCGGCGGCCGUCUCUUUGCUCGAGAAGCUGGGUCUCGGCCCCGAAGACGUCGAAAUCCGCGUAGGGAGCCGCAGGGUCCUGGAGGCGCUUCUUGUCCGGCUCGGGGUCGUAGACGGACCGGCGCUCUGGCUGGAGGGCGGAGAGGGAGCGGCGGGGCAAAGCCACGCAAACCUCAAAGCGAGAGAGACUGGAGUAGAGGGAGCGCGUGCCGCGGCAGUGAGCGGGGGGGAAGAGGGAUGGCAGGAGGGCCCUGCGAUAGGAGUCGCAGGCGCGCCUAGUGACGAGGGACACGCUCAAAAAUGCGCAGUUGGGUCGCCAGCUGAGGCGCGGCGAAACGCCGACCCGCAGGGCGGCGACCUGCGGCAGGCGACCCGAAGGAUCGGGGACCAAGAGAGACGGGCUUGCGACGCGCUUGACGUGGUGGACGGCACAAGCCUCGAAUCACGAGAGGUGAAGCGGGGAAGCAGGCAAGAAAGGGGCACGCAGAACUCCCGUCGGGUGACAGAGAGAGAGGAAGAGCGCAACAAAGUCGAGCAGAUCUGUCAACUGCUGGAUCGGCUCGAACGCACCCCUGUGGACGCGGUGCUCCCGCAGCUCGUACACGUCACGGGGUUGGACCGUGCAAAGGCUCUCUCUCUGAUUGACGCCAUCCAGUCGUUCGAUCCCUUAACUCCGUCGAGCCCUCCGGAAUCAACCCCUCGCGGCGUGCCCUCUGCUUCCUGCGUGCCACGCUCUCCAUCGCCCCCUGCCGCAACUUCUUUGGCCGGCGGAGGCUGUGCGGCCGCACAGCUGCCCGCCUCGUCUUUGUCCGUAAGCGACGCUUAUCUCCGCGCAGCCGCUGAGGAAGUGCGAGCGCUCUUCAAGCUCUUUCCUCUGUACGGAUUCUCGCCGCGGUGGCUGAAGUGGCAUCCGCUAACCGUCCGCGGGCUGAGCUACUACACGGGCCUCGUGUUUGAGGCGUUCGAGCGCGUCGCCUCUUCGCCCCCCGCGUCUCAGGAGGAGGGUUCAGCGACCCGAUUCAGCGAGGCCGGCGCUGAAGCACGCGGAGGAAACGCGGGCGCAGAUAGCGUCGGCGGCGCGCGGCCGGCCUUGCCUGACUCCGCUGCGCCGUCGGCAGUUGCUUCUCUCUUCAGACCGCGGGCCCUUUUUGGAGGCGGGCGCUAUGUGAAGCGCGGCCGACAGCCGGGCGAAAGCUCUACGCCGUUCGCGGACUCUCCCCGAGACCGCGGCUCGCGCGAGGCGAAGGAAGCUGGCAAGCCCCUCGCAGACCGCGCGACUUUUCCAGUCGGCCUCUCGCUGAGGAAACGGUUCUCGAAGAGCGGCAUUUCGGCUGUCGGCCUCGGCAUGGGGGACGCAGUCUUGCUCGAUCUCCUUGACCGCAGGGGCCUUCUCCCAGACCUCCGCCCCUCUGCGGAGCCGCUCGUCGACUUGCUUGUCGGCGUCCUCGACCCCUGCACUCAGGCCGUGCAGGCCGCGGACGGUGCGGGCGUCUCCGCCUCUGUCGCCGGUCAAGGAACCCCAGCCCGGACGCAGGGCUGCCAGUCCCUCGGAGACGGCUGCGGGCAUGCGGACGCCGCCCAUGCGGCGGCGAUCGGCCUGGCGCAGAAACUCAGGCGGGAAGACUGGAGCGUGGAGCUGUUCCUUGGCAGCGCAGACGGCGAGGCCACGUGGCAGACGCUGCUGAAGAGAGCCGCGGAGCUCGGUGCCCGCGUGGUCGUGGGCGUCGCAGCCCCAGCGAGACUCGAGAGCGAGGAGGCAAUUGAAACCGACGCGCGCAGCCACAUCGCAACACAGACACAGCCGCGGGUCCUGUAUUCCGUGCGUCUCGUUUCACCGCUCGCUUCGCGUUGCGACAGGGGGACGCGUGAACACCGGGCGUCGCAGAAGCGCGAGAAAGGAAAUCGUGAGGACAAAGCAGACUGCCUCCUGAGGUCUAAGAGGUCGACGGAGAGAGAAGACAAGACGCCGAUCUUGCUAACGGCGCAUGACGCGAGGGCAGUCGCAGACGCGCUGAAAGGCUUGGAAGCCGAUCUUCGGGGCAAGGUACGAGCUCCAAAAGACGGAGCGUCAUGA